AUGAGGGAAAUUGAAAGGUUCUGCCGAACCUAUUUGUGGACAGGUGACACUAAAACUUCAAAGAAAUCCCCAAUUGCUUGGGAUUCAGUGUGUAAACCCAAGGUGGCAGGUGGUCAAAAUGUGAAGAAUUUUCAUCUUUGGAAUAAGGCAGCUAUUCUGAAACUUCUGUGGGCUCUUGCCUUCAAACCUGAUGCUCUUUGGGUAAAGUGGGUUAAUGCCUAUUACAUCAAAGGUAAAAACAUGUUCACUAUGGCUUUACCUACUUCUGCUUCUUGGGUGAUUAAGAAAAUUUGGAGUUCCAUAGAGCUUCUGGAUAGGAACUCUGAAUGUAAGAAAGUGUUCUUUGCAAUUGGUAGCUUCUCAAUUAGGAAAUUGUAUGCAGCUUUGAUUGGUCAAUUUCCUAAAGUCACUUGGAGAAGGCUGGUGUGUAAUAAUUUGGCUAGCCGAAAAAGUUUGUUCAUCUUGUGGCUUGCUGUUCAGGGUAGGCUACCUACCAAGGAUAGACUGCAACAUUGGGGCAUUUCCACUGAUGGAAUGUGCACUCUGUGUGGGCAAGUGUGGCAGCAAGUGUUACAGUUACUUAAGAUUCAGAGACCUAGCCUUGGUUUUGAACAGGAGAUUCAGUUUGCAGUUAGAAUGCGUAAGAGGUCUACUGGAAUCAAUAAGGUGUUCGCUGUUGUGUUUGCUGAAGUUGUGUAUGGUUUGUGGAUUCAAAGGAACCAGAGAGUUUUUGCUGGUCACAUUCAAACUCCUGACCAGAUAGUGAGAGCAGCUAUUUUUGGGAUAGCUUGUAGGUGUAGACAGUCUGAUAUUCAUCUGUUGAUGUUUUGA
This is a messenger RNA of Spinacia oleracea (spinach), 831 nucleotides long. RefSeq lists its product as uncharacterized. Lineage: Eukaryota; Viridiplantae; Streptophyta; Magnoliopsida; Caryophyllales; Amaranthaceae. The record is from RefSeq and is a predicted model, not a curated record. Bases 1 to 831 code for a protein of 276 amino acids. The transcript has 2 exons.